This is a messenger RNA of Diachasmimorpha longicaudata, 2328 nucleotides long. RefSeq lists its product as uncharacterized. The record is from RefSeq and is a predicted model, not a curated record. The coding region runs from base 1 to 2328 and encodes 775 amino acids. The transcript has 6 exons. NCBI's taxonomy places the organism in Eukaryota, Metazoa, Arthropoda, Insecta, Hymenoptera, Braconidae.
AUGUCUUUGAGCGGUCCAGCAAACAAGAAGCUCAUUACGAAAUUAAAAAGUGGAUACACAGUCACUCAACAGCAGGACAUCCAUUCAACAGAGAAGCUACUCCCCAAGACGAACUGUGCGUACUGCAAGGGCAGGCAUUUCAUCGCAGCUUGUCCAUUAUUUAAGACACUCAUCCCAGUGAAGAGGAACGAGUUCGUUGUUAAUAAGGAGCUGUGCUUCAGGUGUUUGGGUCCCCAUCGAAAGCCGAAAUGCAAGUCAACCAAGACGUGUCACGAGUGCAAUCGAGACCAUCAUACGCUAAUCCACAACGGGAGCUCGUGGACAACGGCGCCAUCGAUUGGAGCGGGAUUCCGAGCAACGGAGAGAAAUGAUGAGCAUCCAAAACCAGGCACCUCAACCAGAUUAAGUACAUCAUCAGCAUCAUCAGAGAUCAGCACUCCGAGAAUCAAUGAGAGGUCAACAGAAAUCUAUGCAGUACAUCAUCCAGAAGAAGACCAACAAGCGGUAUUACUCGCCACCGCAAAACUAAGAGCACAUUCACCUAGAGGAUUCAUGGUGAAAGCAAGAGCGCUAAUUGAUCAAGGAUCAGAGCUAUCCUUUAUUACUGAUCAAUUAGCACAUCAACUGCAACUCAAGAGAAGGCCAUCAUCAACAGAAUUAAUAGGAAUUGGCGGACUCAAUUCAGGCAUCACUCAGGGCGUAGUGAAUGUCAUUCUUCAAUCAACUCAGGGGCAUAGGCACAUCACAAUCAGCGCCCACGUACUGAAGAAAUUGCCGACUACACUGCCAUCAUUCUCAUGUACACUAGCAGACAUCGGCUCACUAGAGAAUCUUCACCUAUCCGAUCCUCAAUAUCUCAGACCUGGACUGAUCGACAUCAUCAUAGGAGCAGAUUAUUAUGGGCGGAUCAUCGAGAAUCAGAUCAUCAAGUCUAGACGAACAGCAGUAGUUGGCCAACGCACAGCAUUUGGUUGGAUACUAUCAGGGCCAGUCAAAUGCACAAGUUGUUCAACGAAGAUUUCUUUAUCGGCCGUAAAGGAAUCCACCAAUGAACAACUACUAGAGCUUCUCCAGAAAUUUUGGGUCCAGGAAGAAUUGCCAAUUCAUCAUCAACAUUCAGAGCUGUCAAUAGAGGAACUCGAGUGCGAGAAGCACUUUCAAGAAACCCACCGCGGAGAUGAAUCCGGACGCUACAUAGUGAGACUUCCAUUGAGGACGUCAUCAGCAGCGCUCGUCAUCAGCAGGCUCAACAAGGAUCCAGCAUAUUCCCAACUCUACAAGGAAUUCAUCAAGGAAUAUGAAGAAUUAGGACACAUGAAAAGGGCGUUAGAAAUUCCAGAACUAUCAACAGCCUACUAUCUGCCGCAUCACGGAGUUUUAAGAGAGGACGCCAUCACAACAAAGCUGAGAGUUGGAUUCAACGGCUCCAGCGCCAGCUCAUCAGGUAUGUCCCUUAAGGACAUUUUAUAUCCUGGUGUUAAAUUACAGAUCAACGCGAUGAACCUCUUAACCUGGAUGAGAAGACAUAAGCUCGUCUUUGGGACGGACAUCGUCAAGAUGUUCAGACAGAUUAAGGUACAUCAGGACGACUGGGAUCUUCAGAGGAUAUUGCGGAUCGAUGACGAUCAACAGGAGAUCACCUUCCAGUUAACCACAGUGACCUACGGUCUCAAUUGUUCGCCCUGGUUAUCACUCAGAAGGCUCCAACAACUAGCAGAAGAUGAAGGACACCGUUUUCCAGCAGCAGUCGAAGCGAUCACGAGAGGUCGUUACGUCGACGAAAUAUACGGAGGGUCCGAUCCAGAAGAAGGCCUCAAGGAAAUAGCAGUGCAGCUUCAAGGACUAUGCAAAGCAGGCGGUUUCGAUCUACAAAAGUGGAGCAGUAAUUGCCCAGAAGCUCUUCAUCAACUAGGCCUUACAACAGAGAGCAGCCUGAUUCAGUUUGAGGAAUCAGUGACAAAGGUACUUGGUUUGUGUUGGCACCAGUCAACCGACACAUUCAGGUACAAAUCGAGGAAAUUCACCGCAGCCAUCAUCACCAAAAGAACAGUGUCAUCGGAGAUAGCUCAGAUCUUCGAUCCAUUAGGAUUCAUCGCCCCAGUGGUAGUUGUGACGGAAUUUCGAACUAUCCCGUCCUAUCCCGUAUCUCCGACUCCGAAUAACAAAAAGGGGACUUUGGGCAGCAAGAAAGACCGCUUCACGGCAACUAAAAUGCUGAAAAAUAAUAGAAUAAAAGUCAAUAUUAUUGAGCUGAUACCUGGAGGUAUCUUCGCGAGAAAUCCGGUUGAGGGCCAGGAUAACACCGUGGAAUACCCAUGGCCGAGAUAA